AUGGAAGUCCUUUAUUCGAAUUUCACGGAAUCACUUCCGAUUAUCAAAAAGGCCAUUCUUGAAGCCGAUUUCAUUGCCAUUGAUGCGGAAUUCACAGGUUUGCAUCCGUCCAACAUUCACUUGUACCCAAGUGACGAUCCUCAGACCCGUUACGACAAGAUCAGAAAUAGCGUCAAGGAAUUCACCGUCAUUCAAUACGGAAUUUGCGCAUUCAAACGAACUGGCGAUCGAUAUGUUGCCAGUCCCUUUAAUUUCUAUAUCUUUGGACGUGAUACCAACGAGAUUGCUUUCCAUCGCAGCUUCCUAUCAAGUGCCAGCUCUUUAAGCUUUUUACUGCAGAAUAAUUUUGAUUUCAACAAGUUGAUCGCCGAAGGCAUCCCUUUUUGUAACUAUACCGAAGAAGAGGCCAUGUACCCGUCGUCGAGCGGCACUACCCUUGUUGAUCCAAGACUUUAUGUCGAAUCUUCGGUAAGAUCAUUCUUGUUAUCUUUUGCCAAACACAACUUGUAUUCACAAAUCGUAAAUAGAACGAAAAUCUCAGAAUGGCUCCAGGCGGAAUCGCAGAAGCCGUUGAUUAUUCAGACAAAUUCCGGUUUUCAAAAAAAACUAAUCUAUCAAGAAAUCAGAAAGAGUUACAAUGGGUUCCUGAAAGCCGCCACACGCGAUACCAAACAUUUACAAAUUACCAAAUUAUCGGAAGAAGAACGUCGUAGCCGGCCCAAAGCUAGUAGAUUUACCGGUCCCAACUUUCGUACAGUGAUUGAUCUGAUCAAUGAAGCGGGUGUUCCCGUGGUGGCGCACAACGGCCUGUUCGAUCUGUGUCAUUCAAUAGAUCAGUUUUGGCGUUACCUUCCUCAGAAUAUGGUGGAAUUUAAAAAAACCGCCAAAGAAAUGUGGCCAAAUUGUUUCCAGUCCACCGUCUUGGGCAAUUUGUAUGCAGCGGUACAAGAAGAAAUGGAAGAGAGCGGACCCAAAGUUGUUAUGGCGGAAAACUUUGAUCGAUAUCAAGGCCAAAGUUUCCAUGAAGCAGGCUAUGAUGCCUAUAUUACUGGAUAUGUUUAUAUCGCCUUUGUACAUUUUAUUCUGGAAAAGCAAGAGGAAACUCAAGAGAACAGUGAAAAGGAAAAAAGCAAAAUUGAUGACAACGCAACCGUGGAACACGAUAAUCAUGAGGCCGAUAGCGACAGUGAGAAUGACAGCGAUAACGAGAACGACGAUGCUCCUCCCGAACCGAAAAAGAGAAAAUUGAGUCUUGACACAUCGGACAGCGUGACGUCCCGGAAACUAUUCUUGAAAGAAUCACUUACACCCUACUAUAAUCGCAUUUAUCUGAUGCGAUGUGACUAUCCUUACAUUGAUCUGGAAAAGACCGAAGAAUACAUUUUCAUGGAGCGCGCCAACCGAUUCUUUUUGAGUAAUAUACCGAUUGGGUUGAGCAAGGAAGGCCUGGAAAAGAUAUUCCAUGAUCUUGCGCCUCUGUCUAUCUUCUGGGUCAAUGAUAGCCAAGCCUGGAUGGAUAUCAAGCAUCCGAACAGGAUUGAAUUAGCAAAGUCUGGCCUGGUUGGUGUUGAGAAAAUCUUGCCUUUUUUGGUGGAAGGUGCCGAAGGAAACAGUUAUGGCAUCACAGCUGACGCAGCCAAGAUUCUGAUCAUGACGCACAAAGAAUGGCGAGAAAAGUUGAGCCCUACAGCGUCAACAGAUGCCGGUGAACAGAACGUGAAGCAGGUAGCGACGGAUGCUAAGCCAGCCAAUGGCGUAGCGAAUGCAAAUACCAGUUCCAAAAAAUCAAGUACUGUGCCCGCCUCUUCCAACACCAUGCCCAUGUCCACCCAAUUGAUGAAUAACGAAGUGCCCACUGGAGGAUCUAGCUAUGAUGGUAAAAACUAUUCAAAAAUGAAGGUCCAUGGUUACAGUUUAACUGAUAGUUACUUUACAGAUUUAGAUAUCCCGUUACCUCCAAGUUUCCAACGCCUUCGAGAGCCCUCUAAUGCUAUUAAGAAAGCUACGCACAACCAGCAGCAUGGGCAUCAAUGCGCCAAUCAUCAAUCAAAGAAACGUGCUUUUGAGUCUUCCCAAGAAAGCCAUCAUGUAAAGCAAAACAAGGCCCAACGAAAGAAACAAAAAUCGCAACAUGAUCUGUAG
Messenger RNA from Radiomyces spectabilis, 2142 nucleotides. RefSeq names its product CAF1 family ribonuclease-domain-containing protein. Gene Ontology annotation, cellular component: cytoplasm. The record is from RefSeq and is a predicted model, not a curated record. Gene Ontology annotation, biological process: nuclear-transcribed mRNA poly(A) tail shortening. The transcript has 9 exons. Gene Ontology annotation, molecular function: poly(A)-specific ribonuclease activity; RNA binding. The coding region runs from base 1 to 2142 and encodes 713 amino acids. NCBI's taxonomy places the organism in Eukaryota, Fungi, Mucoromycota, Mucoromycetes, Mucorales, Radiomycetaceae.